Molecule: messenger RNA, 1368 nt
Organism: Caenorhabditis sp. 36 PRJEB53466
Lineage: Eukaryota; Metazoa; Nematoda; Chromadorea; Rhabditida; Rhabditidae
Source: the annotation of a GenBank genome assembly
AUGACGUCAGUCUACGAGAGCCUCCUUUCCGAAUAUCCGAACAAAGGAGUCGUCGGAAAACCAGAGGUGAAAUUUGAAAAAUGUCCAGCACUUUACUUUUUCGCUCUCACGUUUUCUCCAAUAUUCACCCGAAACGUCGUCACUCUCAGGUGCUCGACAGUGAAAUCGUGGCGACGGAGAAGCUGAAACGUCUGCACGAGCACUUUGUGGCGGCGAAGAACACGGGGAGGCCGGUGCUGGUGCUGAUCGGCGCCGGAGUGAGCACCGGAUCGAGACUGCCCGAUUUCCGCGGCAAAAACGGAGUGUGGACCCUUCAGAAGCAGGGGAAAGAGGCGGAGGGCGUCGAGUUUCACAGGGUUCGUGUUUUGUGAACAACAGAACAAUUUUCUCGAAGAAAUUAUACAAUUCAGUGUUCAAAUGUGGCAUUUUUGAGAAACCCCUCUUUUUGUGAGCUUCGGAGCCUAAUUUUGCAGCCGCGAAACGAGUUUCAGCUGUUUUUCAUUUGAAUUCUGGAAGAUUGUUCGCUGUUUUUAAUUGGAGAUCACAAUUGCAAAACGUUUUUCUCAAAAAUUGUGGAAAAUCUCGAGAAACCCUCUUAUUCUAGGCUCGUCCGGGAGUCUCGCACAAAUCGAUACUGGCCCUUCACCGCGCCGGAUACAUCAAAACGGUAAUAACUCAGAACGUGGACGGAUUGGACCGAAAAGUGGGAAUACCGGUUGAGAACCUGGCCGAAGUGCACGGAAAUCUAUUUCUGGAAGUGUGCUCUACUUGUGCAAGGUUCGUCGUUUUUUUUUUGGGGAAACUGAAAAAGUAGUGUGCUAUUUUGCAGAGAAUACGUGCGCGAAUCGAUUGUGAUGAGUGUGGGCCUGAAGGCAACAGGCCGCGCGUGCGAAGGAAAUGCAAAAACGGGCCGUCCGUGUCGCGGAAAACUGAGAGACGCCACGUUGGACUGGGACUCGGCCAUCGAGCAAAAACACUUGGAGAUGAUCGACUCGGCCUGGAAGGUUCGAGCGGCGAAAAAACAUUCAAAAUUGUGCUGAAAACAUUCGGAAUUUGCAGGAAAGUUCGCACUUGCUGUGCGUCGGCACCUCUCUCGAAAUCAUUCCGAUGGGUGCGUUGCCGAAAACGGCGAAGAAGUUCAACAUUAAAACGACGACGGUCAACUAUCAGGAGACUGCCCAGGUUCGCACUUUUUCAACGAUUUACUACUCGGCGCCAAAAAAACAUUUGUCUGUGCAGGAAAAGAUAGUGGAGACGGCGAUCCACGCGGACGUCAAACUGAUUCUGUACUCGCUGUGCGUGGCGCUCGGAGUUCAAGUCGACCUAGAAGACGUGCCCGACGAAGUGCCCACUCCCCUCACUUUCUGA